This is a messenger RNA of Malassezia pachydermatis, 477 nucleotides long. RefSeq names its product negative regulator sulfur controller-3. Gene Ontology annotation, molecular function: cullin family protein binding. The transcript has 3 exons. Gene Ontology annotation, biological process: SCF-dependent proteasomal ubiquitin-dependent protein catabolic process; mitotic cell cycle. Gene Ontology annotation, cellular component: nucleus; cytoplasm. The record is from RefSeq and is a predicted model, not a curated record. The coding region runs from base 1 to 477 and encodes 158 amino acids. Lineage: Eukaryota; Fungi; Basidiomycota; Malasseziomycetes; Malasseziales; Malasseziaceae.
AUGGUGCUACUUACCACGUCGGACAAUGAACAUUUCACUGUGGAUCGCGAUAUUGCAGAGCGAUCUGUACUGAUUAAGCAAAUGAUCGAAGAUAUUGGAGAGACGGACCAGCCCAUUCCGCUGCCCAAUGUCAGCUCCAGUGUGCUGACCAAGGUGCUUGAAUACUGCAGCCACCACCGCAAUGACCCUCCUGCACAAGCCGAUGAGACGGACGAGAUGCGGCGCCGUGCCACUGACAUUUCGGAAUGGGAUGCCAAGUUCAUCCAGGUGGACCAGGAAAUGCUCUUUGAGAUUAUCUUGGCUGCCAAUUACCUGGACAUUAAGAGCCUCCUCGAUGUCGGCUGCAAGACUGUCGCGAAUAUGAUCAAGGGUAAGCAGCCGGAAGAAAUCCGCAAGCUUUUCAAUAUCCACAACGACUUUACGCCCGAAGAAGAGGCACAGAUCCGCCGUGAGAAUGAAUGGGCCGAGGACCGUUAA